AUGUUACUCAUCCUCAAAUAUUAGAAUAAAGUUAAACAAUUAAAUUUGGAUAAACGAGUUAAUGUAUAAUCUUUACAAAUACUUUUGAUUUAAUUAUUUAGUAUCAAAAACAAAAUAAUAGGUUUGAUUGAUUAAGAUGGUAACAAUAAUUGUUAAUUAUCAAGGCAACUUUUAUGAAUUAUCAUAAUUUAUAUAAUAAUUGUAAUUUACAAGAUGUAAUACCUAUACCAUUGUAAGUGAAGAACAUUAAAAUUCAAAUGAUAACAAAUUAUUAUAAACAUCUCUAAAAUAUAGUUAGAUGUCAGAUUAUAACAAUAAGCUAUCAUUUAUUGAUUUUAUUUAUGAUUUGGAAGAAUUUCAAUAGAUUCUAGGUGGAGAUCAAUACACUUGUAUUUACUUAAUAGAUGAAAAAGAUUAGCAAGGAUUAGAUUUUCUAAGUGCACUAGAACCUUUGAUUAAUAAUUUCAAUAAUUGGAUUAACUUUUUCUAUUCAUUUAGCAACAGAUUAUAAGAUCAAUUAAAGGAAAAUGAUUUCUAUUUUAAAUUUUUAUGGAUCUAUAAAGGAUCUAAGAAAAUUGUUUCCAUUUAAUUGAAUAAUGAUAAAAAAAUGAGAUAAAUGGAUGAUAUUAUACAUAAAUUAGUUUAAGCAAAAUUAUAAGGUACUAGUACAAGAACAUCAAUUAUUAAAUAAUAAUCUUAAAUCUCAUCUUAAUAAUCUCCUGAUAAACGAAGAAGUAAAUCUAUUCGUAAAUUGGUUGAAGAAUCUUAAAUUUCUAAUAACUCUUAAUAUAUGAAUUAAAAUGCUGGAUCUUCAAAAUUAAUAACCAGAGUUUAAGCUAAAUUUAUUUAAAGAGAUCCUUCAAGAGGCAGUGAGAAUUUUGAAGAUUAUAGAUCUUAAUAAUAAUAAUAAUAAUAAUAAUAAUAAUAAAGUAAUAUCUAUCAUAAUGAAUCAAUUAUCAGUUAAUAAGAUAUGCUCUUUACUUUAGUAGGUGAUCUAGAAGAAAAAGAAAUAUUGGAUGUCACAAUGGCAAGAUUAGUCAAGCGUUUGUUAAUUGAAGAAAACAAAGAAAUUAUUAAAGUCUUUUAAUUAUAUUUGUAGAAUCAUAUAAACAUUGAAUAAUUAUGUGAAAAAUUAAAUAAAAUAGUUGAAAAUUGCACUUAUUAAGAGAGACCAACAUCCCCUUUUUAAAGUCUUAAAUAAACAAAGCCUCAAACUAAACCAUUAUAAUAAUAAAUACACACUAAAUCUUAAGACUAAAAUCAUUCUGUUUAAUAAAAUUCCAUUCAAUAAGAUUUAAGUUAACGAUUAGUAGAUAUAAAAAAUAAAGUAAUUGAAAAAAAUAAUUACAGUUAUAAUUCUGAAUAAUUUGGAAUUAUGAAUAUAUUGUGGAAUCAAUAAGAUCAAGUUUUAUUAUAAUUAUGUACAGAUAUUUAUAAUAAGAUGUAAAGAGGUGAAUAACCCUCUCUUAAACCAUUACAGAUAUAUUCUGAUUCCAAAUUUAAUGAAUUAUUGUAGUAAAACUUUAAAUUAUCUGAAAUUGCUAUGAUUCAUGAAUAUAGAAAUAGUCAUUCUGGAUCAAUACAUGCUGUCUUAUAGCAUUUUAGAUAUUAAAGCAAUAUAGAAUAAUUUAUUAAUGAUUUAAGAAAAGCAAUUAAUUCAGUUUAAAGUUAAAAUCAGAAUCUUAAUUAACCUUAAAAAUAGUAAGCCUAAGAAUCUAAGGAAAUUAUAUUAUUUAAGUCUAUUCCUAAAGCUCCAUCACCUUAUAGUGUAUUAAUGCCAAAUUUUUAAUUAUAAGAAAAUACAUAAACUUAAAUUCCUACUUCAACUACUACACAAUAAUAAUAAUAAUAAUAAUAAUAAUAAUAAUAAUAAUAAUAAUAAUAAUAAUAAUAGAAUGAAAAUAAAAUUAUAUUUAUGCAUUAAACACAACCUAUACCAUUAUAAAUUGAUAAAAAUUUGGAAGAUUAAUAAGCAAUCUAAGGAUCAGCUUAAGAAAUAUAAUAGCCAACUUAUUAAAAGAUUGAUAUUCUGAGUAGAUCUGAAUAAAUUUCUCCAUAAAAAAGAAUUAGUACAUAAGAAGUUGCUGCUAAAGAUAUAAUUUUUAAUGAAGAAAACUUUAUGUAAACUAAAAAAGAUAAAAGAUAAGCUAAUAUGGGAAAGAUUGAUUAAUUUUAUUAAAUUCAAGCAGAAAAAGAAUUAUAAUAAAUAUUUAAAGAUAUGCUUUGGGAUAUGGAUUUGGAUGAACCUAAAGUUAGAUAAGUAGAAAUGUUAUUUUCAGAAUAUAAUUAGCAACUAUAUGAAAUUUUAUAAGGUUGGUAAUCUUCUAGAAAUAUUUAUGGUACCAGAACAAAACUAAUGUAUUAUUAUUUAAAUAUAUAAUAGUAAAUUAUUAUCUGAAUAAUAAAAUAAAAAAGAUGAUUAUAGAAAAAUAAAGAUGUAUAAUUUAUUUAUGAAUUAAGUGAGAUAAUUUACAUUAUAAAAUCAUUUAUAAGAUAAUGAGAAAAACUUUUUAUUAAAAAUGUUUAUGGAUAAUGAUUUAUAAGUUUUAGGAACAUUUGAAACUUAUUUAUAAAAUUAAGAUGCAGAAGAUAUGUUAGAAAAUUUAAAGUUGAUAAUUAAAUAAUAUUCAAAAUUUACUAAUGUAUAAUAAUAAUAAUUAUUAUUAUAUAGAUCAAUUCACCUGAUACAGAUUUAGAUUAAUAACCAAUUAUAGAACCAAUAAAGAAUUAAUUAACAGCGAAAGAGAUUUUAUAACAGAUAAGAAAAUAUUUUUCAGCUGAAGAGAAAAAUAGAUUAGAGAAUAUGCCAAAUGAAUAGAGAGAUAUAAAAAUAGUUGAAUUAUAUUAAGAGUAUUAGUAAGAUAAAGAUUUAAAUGGAUUUAUUUCUGCUGUAAGAAAAUUAAGUCAAUAAGAUUAAAUAAAAAAAUAAUUAGAGGAUUUAUUAAAAAAAUUACAAAAAGAAGGACAAUUAAAAAUAGAUGAUUAUAUGUUAUCUAUUAUUAGUUAGAGAAGAAAUGAAUAAAGAAUUAAAGGUGUUUUUGAAUUAUAUCUAUUUAACAAAAAUAUAGAAGAUUUUGUUGAGAGUAUAUAUAGCAUUUCUAAAUUAUUGUAAUAAGGUAAGAUAAUUAAUUUUUAGUUUAGAACUUAUUCUUUAAGCAUUGAAUUAAUUUGAGAAAGAAAAAUUAUUGGAUGAAAGAAAAAUAUCAAUUUUAAAAGAGAAGGCUAAUGAUUAUCAUAAAGAUUAUCCAAAAUUACUAGGUGCAUUUGCAUUAUAUUUUGAAUAAACUUUGACAGAUUAAGUGGAGGCUAAAAAAGAAAUAUUAGAAACUUUAAGUCUUUUUAGUUCAUGA
This is a messenger RNA of Paramecium primaurelia, 3350 nucleotides long. NCBI's taxonomy places the organism in Eukaryota, Ciliophora, Oligohymenophorea, Peniculida, Parameciidae. The record is from the annotation of a GenBank genome assembly.